CUUCGCAUGUCAGUAAUUACAAGAAAACAAGAAAAGUAUUAACUAUUAAUAAAUGAAUGAUACUUUUUUAUACUUAUAACUCUUUUUUUUAAUUAGAAAUUAUAUAUUAUUACUUUCGAAUGCGAAACACAUUUGAAUUUGUCAAAUGUCUCAUGUCUGUGUGUGUUUACCUCCGAGUAAGACAGACACACAACUAUACUAACAUGCAUAAUGCUGCGUUAGUCCACACACACACACACGCACAUACAACAAUUCAUACAAACAGACACACACACAUUUUUUUACCGUAUACAUGUGAAUAUCAUGAAUACAAAUCCAUACUAACUUUUACAUGAUAUUUCCCGCUGAUGUAACAGACUGGUAGAACAACUAAAUGAGGAUAAGAGCAGAUAUAAUUUGUCAAUUUUGGUUUUUACUAAAUCUCUAUUCACCAUAAUUAUAAAAAUACUAUCACCAAAACGGAUUAUUAAUAAUUUUAAUGGAAUAAUCUUGUGAAAAAUGAGCGGAAAUUAUUGUGUAUUUACAGUGCAUAUAUAUAUAUAUAUAUAUAUAUAUAUAUAUAUAUAUAUGUGGAAAUAAAAUUUGAAUGCUUUAAUAAAUAAAUGAAGAAAUAAACAAAGAAUUGGCGGAAAUACAAAAAAAUCGUGUUUAAUUUGUAAUUUUACCUAAAAAUAGCAAUAAUUAAUAAAAAAAACAAAGACGUAAGCUUGGAUAAUUCACUAAACAAAAUACAAAAAAACACAACAAAAAAUAAAAUGAGGGUGGUGCGAAGGUUAGUGUAAACACACGGGAACAAAAAUGAGAGUCAAUGAAUUGGUAUAUUCACAGAUUGAAUAACAAAUGUUCACAUUAAAUGUUCAACAAGACUUAAAAUGGAUAAAAGAGUAAAUAAUCCAACUGAAGGGGAAAAGUCAGACUUGAACACUUCAAACCAAUCAAUACCACAUGUAGACUCUCCACAUGAUUUAAGUUAUCACUUACAAAGAUUUAAGCGUUAUUCACACAUUCUAAAGAAUGAAUCCAGUUCAGAUAGGGAUAGUUUAGAAAUAUUCCGCUCCGUUGAUUCAUCGAAAUUUUUAGAGAAUGUAGGCAAUAUUAAACCAUCUGUGAGUAGUAGUUGGAUGACUGUAAACUCCAGUCUUGAACAUGUUGAUACUACACAACAAGAAGAAAAUAAAAGUGAUCGAAAUCAAAAUAUUCAUAGUAAUAAUGGUAAUAAUAAUAAUAAUAGCAGAAAAACUACUGAGCGAAAUGAAACAUUCUGUAAACUUAAUGAAGACUCACCUACUUCUUCACUACAGUACUACAGUUGUGAUGCACUCCAGUUUGGUGAACAAACAACAGCUGGUAAUAUGAAUAAGACAGAUACAGGAAACUUUGAAUAUCUUUCAAAAUCAGACAGUAGUGUUCCAAUGAAUCAAACUUCAAGAAAUAAUCGACAACAAAGUCUACAGCUGGAUAGAUCAGGUCAUCCAGAGGGUGAUAGACGUCGAUAUGAAAUUCGUAAACAUUCAAGAUCAUUUCUUAUAUCUAAUAAUCAUCUUAGACGAACAAAUUUUUUAAAGUAUAAAAAUAGUUUUAGAUACAAUAAUAAUAAGAGUAGUAGUAAUAAUAAUAAUAAUCGAAAUAAAAGCAACAUUGAAGCUGUAGAGUUAACUGAUAAAACUCCGUGUACCCUGAAACGUACUGCAACUGAGCAUAUAUCAAAUAGGCGUAAAGAUGAGACUUUAAUUAAUCUAUCAGAUAAUACAGGCUCUUCAAUCAUCUGUUCACCAAAUGAUAGUAUAAUCAUUCCAGAUAAUGCAGUUAUUAUACGACGUAAAUCAAUCAUUCGAUGUCUACUCCCAAGACAACACAGUGAUCCGUCUAAGGCAGAUUUACCACCUCAACAACAUCAACAAUCACAACAUCAACAACAACAACAGCAACAAUCUCAUUAUUCAGAUUCUGAUGGAAAAGAUCAACUUUUUACUACACAAAACAUUAAUACGCAUGAUCUUGGUUCCAGAUUAAAUGAAUAUAGAUUAAGUGAAAAUUUGAAAUCCUCUUUUGAAAAAGAAGAUGAUACGAAAGCUGAGAAUUUACUUGAGCGUGAAGCACAUAUUGGUGCGCUGGCAUUGGCUUGGGCAUCAGGUACUCAUAAAUCAAGGAAAUCUUUAUAUGAUAAACAUUCAACAAGGAGAAAAAUGUCUGAAUCUUCACAACGAAAAAUAAGACGAUAUAAUAAUAAUAGCGCUAGUAAUAAAUCAACUCAUAUCAGUGCAGAUAAUAGUUAUACUGCUAGAACGGAUCUAUCUACAUUGAAAGAACUCAGUGCAUCAAUUUUCUCACCACCUAAGAUAAGUCCAUUACUCAGUUACACUCAUCAUCGGCAUUCUAAGCAUCGAAAAGAUAGUCAACAAACCAGUAUGAUGGAUCGGCCUUUAAAUGAAAAUGAUCUCAUACAAAGUAAUACAAGUGUAAAAUUCAGUCAUAAAAUUAGCAAAACUAAAGCCGGUUCCAUACAUCAACAGUCGUUGAAGACAAUUAUCAGUGAUACAGCAAAAGUAGCAAUCUCUCCAAUUAUCUGUUCCAGUGGUGAAAAUGAUAAUAAUGAUAAUAAUAAUAAGGACCAUUUCAAUGAAUUGGUGAAAAACAAAGCCUAUUAUAAUUCAACCGAUUCAAUGCCCGAAAGAUGUUUACAACAUUCAGGGAAGCAUAAUGAUAAACGAUUUGUUAGUUUAAAUCAAUUAGAACAGUCAGAUCAUGAUGAUUAUGAAGGUCAAACGAUGUUGUCCAACGAGUCCUACUCUAUCCGAGAACAACAGCAGACAAAGUCACGCGAGUCACAACAAUUACAAAGUAAGAAGUCUUCCUUACAGUCAGAAGUCGUUUGUGAUACUGAUGAUUUACCUGAAGAUGAGGAUUAUGAAGAUGACGAUGAUGCAGGAAGCACUCGACCAAUAGGUAUUCGUGCUAAAAUUCGUCGUAAUGCAGAAGAAUUACGUCCGUUAUACGGAACUGGUGGUCCCCUUGGAUCUGUACAACCACAAAUGAGUUAUAAAUCACAGAAUCGUGGAAUUGGUUGGCGAUUACAUUGGCGUAAAAUAUUCAAUGAAAGACGAAGAAAACUUGCUGAUUAUUCAUUAUUUUUUGCUGUAAUGGGUAUUCUACUUAUGGUGCUUGAAUUGGAAUUGAUUAUGGCUAAAGUUUAUUUAAAAACGUCUAUUUAUUCUAUGCUAAUGAAGUCAUUAAUUAGUGCGUCGACAAUGAUACUAGUCGGUCUCACUCUGGUUUAUCAUGCAGUCGAUACUCAACUCUUCUGUAUAAAUAAUUGUAUUGAAGAUUGGAGGAUAGCAAUGAAUUGUAGAAAAGUCUCUUUAACACUUAUUGAAGUAUUCAUUUGUCUUGUACAUCCACCACCAAUUCUAUCCAAUUACAAUAUUUAUGCUUACACCAGUCCAUAUCAUCCUUCAUCAACUAUAUGGAGUUUUCGCCAAGCUGAUGAUAUCCUCGUCGAUAAUCCUUAUCCAUCGAUUUCGUAUCAUCAUAGUAGACCAAUGACAACACAUAUGUAUAAUACAUUAUCACCCUCAUCCCCAUCAUCAUCAUCAUCGUCAUGGGAUAAUUCCACUUAUCAAAUCAAUAAUUUACCUUUUCCUACUGUAUCUAAUCCAUUACAAUAUCAUGAUGACGGCCUUAUUCAAAGGGAUAAACCUGUUCCAAUGGUUAUCUUAGAGAUGACGCUAUCAGUUCCAAUGUUUUUACGCUUAUAUUUAAUAUUUCGUGUACUACUAUUACAUUCAACAAUGUUUACUGAUGCUGGUUCACGUAGUAUUGGUGCAUUGAAUCGUGUUAAAAUUAAUGUGAGAUUUGUAUUAAAAACACUGGCUACAGUAUGUCCCGGUACUAUGCUAUUAAUAUUUAUUUUAUCUAUGUGGAUUGUAACCAGUUGGAUUAUGCGAGUUUGUGAAAGAGAACAAAAUAAAGAAUAUGAAAAACUGUUAAAUUCAAUGUGGUUAAUCGCUGUUACAUUUUUAAGUAUCGGUUAUGGUGAUAUGGUGCCGAAUACAAAUUGUGGUCGAGCAAUAUCUGUAUUGGCUGGUGUCAUGGGUUCCGCGUGUACAGCUCUUGUUGUCGCUGUUGUAGCACGUAAAUUAGAAUUGACAAGAGCUGAGAAACAUGUACACAAUUUUAUGCAAGAUAAUAAAUUUUAUAAAAAUCUAAGACAUUCAGCUGCAAAUGUUCUACGUGAGACUUGGUUAUUUUAUAAGUAUACCAGACUUGUGAAACGUGUUAAACCCGGCAGAGUAAGAAGACAUCAAAGAAAAUUUCUAACAGCUAUAAGUCGGUUAAGAAAGGCGAAAGAUAAUCAAAGGAAAUUGAAAGAAGACGCCAGUUCAAUGGUAGAUUUAGCUAAACUACAAACAAGUAUUUAUGACACUGUGAAUUACAUUCGAGCUGAUCAAACCAUUUUUGUACAACGUCUGUUAGCAGUUGAAAAGUGUAUGGCAUCAAUACAGGUAAAAUCUUGGAAUAACUUCUUCUCUGUAUGCGUUUGUUUUGUUUGUUUUUUAUGUAAAAAAACUGAUUCUUACAGCCAUAUUUGUCAGUUAUGUUUUAAACAUAACAUACAAACCCAUAGAUUACCGGUUGCAGACGUGCCACAAUAUAAUGUCCCGUGGGAAAUGUGAUCCUCACUUUCUUACGGUAAGUUAGGCCACCCCGACAAACACUAUCUGAGAUAAUCAAAUCGAUAAAUAGUAUUCUUAAAUUGAUUAGGAGUUAUUCGAUUCUAAACCAGUGAUUGGCUAGGAAAUGUGGUUAAAAAGUAGUCUGAAGUUUUAAAGUUCCAUAGAUGUUCACUGAUGAAGAGUUGAGCACUAAGACGAAACAGCUUUCUAUUGCACGUUAGCUUUCAGUAGUUAUGUUGAAAGAGUAAUCAACUGUCAAAACUGAAAACGUUGUCCAGAAGGACAAUGAAAGCUUAUAAAUCAAACUGUUCACCACAAAGAGCAUAGCUACACCGAAAACAAUCACCUGAGUUAUAAAUCUUCUACAUUAUUCUCAAAAGAUUAAAGUGUCAUAUAUAACUUGGUCACAUUAAACAAUACACUAAAUAUCUACCAGUGAUUAGAUGAUCAAGUAUAUAGAUCAAAACAGUAAAUAUGAAUCAAUCAAUGUAUAAAAGACGACAUAUUAACCAAUUAUGAAGUGCGUAUUCUAACCCAGUGGGAGAAAUAAUCGUCCAGUUUUCGUAAAUUAGUUUAGAGUUCAUUAUUGCCUAUUCACAUGUUGGUGGAGCGGCACAGCUUCUCUUUUUUUUGUACUUUUACAUUUUCUUGGUUAUAAAGGUUAAUUUAGGGAUGACAAAUAAUGUGCCACUAAAUUUAUACUAAAACAUUAAAGUUUUGCGAGAAUGUCUGUCUCACGCUGGACCUUCCAUCUUUUUGGGCUCACUAUGGACUAAGCGCUACUUAGGGUUGCAUUGACUGGAAUCGAACCCGGACCUCCCUCGUGGCUGAUGACCAAUCAACCAAUGAAUCCUCUCACGAGUACAUACAGUCCAACAAUUACACAUUGGGGGGGGGGGGGGGGUGAGAAACAAAAUCCUGUAACGUCGUUCACUUCCUAUCCAUUAGCUGACUACCAAAGUGUUCGAAUUAGUUC
Molecule: messenger RNA, 5649 nt
Organism: Trichobilharzia regenti
Lineage: Eukaryota; Metazoa; Platyhelminthes; Trematoda; Strigeidida; Schistosomatidae
Source: the annotation of a GenBank genome assembly